Molecule: messenger RNA, 1233 nt
Organism: Thermochaetoides thermophila DSM 1495
Lineage: Eukaryota; Fungi; Ascomycota; Sordariomycetes; Sordariales; Chaetomiaceae
Exons: 1
Coding region: 1-1233 (410 amino acids)
Source: RefSeq, a predicted model, not a curated record
AUGGAUCGUCCUCUCGCCGAACUGUCAUUCAACGAACUUCAGUCCUCCUCUCCUACCCCGGGGGAGGGAACCAUCCUUGGCCGGCCGCCCUGUGCCGAGCCAAAUUCGAUUUCACCGGAUACCGAGGUUUUCCCCUUCGGAUACAACGGCGAAUCCCAUAUCUUCAAUCAUGCAAACUACCGUCGCUCUCUGCGCAAAAGAAAUACUCGCAAGUGGCGAAAUUCUAGCAGAAACUCCAGAUCGUCCAGACAGCAUCGUAUUCAAACCCGGAGAUCCCGUGAUAUCUUCAUCCAGGCGGUAAGAGAGGGUCUUGAGCUUGCUCACUCGGAUGUUCCUCUCCCUGGAGAGUCCCGGAGCAACUCUUCUUCGGACAGUGGUGGCGAAGAUUCAUAUUGUCCGACCCCUACUUUCACCAACCGGCACACGAGUUUGAGCCCGCCCUCGACCAGACAUAGCCGUCCCCCUUCGUUGGAUAGACAGAAUGCUUUUUGCGAUGAACAGACUAGGAAGCGAAGACAGAGUUCAGAUGACACAAUGAGCUCUCAAAGUGACUCAGUGGUAUAUGAGCCAGAGUUCAUGAGUGGGCUUGAUGAUAAAGACAAGAGGGACAUUGUUGAGCUGUACCGAUUUGAUCUGCUUUACCGGAAUGAGUAUGAACGCGGCGAGGGCUUCUCUCUCGACUACAUUGCCAAAGAGGACCCGGUAUACUCGGUCAAAGUUGUGCAGGCUCGGCCUCGCGGGAAGGAUGCUGACACUGGGAAGCCUGAGCCUGCAUGCCCAUACAGGCUAACUCUGGACCUGGACUCAACUCCUUUCACUAAGGAGCAGGAGUUCAAAGCCUGGCUGGAUCCAUGGUAUCUGACUGGUCCCCUUUCCGACAAAAAACACCGUCGCAUCUACAAUCGCGAGUGUUGGAGGCAGGAAAUGGCCGAGAAAGGGGAUGUUUUUGUGACCGAGCCGUUGUCGAGGUUCUCACAAACACCUACGAAGCCUAUCACUAAGGUUAUAUACGAGCUCGCAGAUGAAACCAUGGAAAAGGUUGUGGAAUCUCUAGAUUCUUCCGCCACGAAUGACUUUUCUUUUUGCGACAACAUACACAACACCAACCAACUAGACGACGAUUUAGCCACAGAAGAUGCAGUUUUAAUCGACAAAGAGGACGAAAUGAAGGAAGACCCUACCAUUGACGACACCUCCAACCAUUGGGUUGUGCUUGGCCCUGACGGCUCGUAG